Molecule: messenger RNA, 2804 nt
Organism: Phaedon cochleariae (mustard beetle)
Lineage: Eukaryota; Metazoa; Arthropoda; Insecta; Coleoptera; Chrysomelidae
Source: the annotation of a GenBank genome assembly
AAGAAGAGUAGGAGACUUGAGGUUAGGUUCUUUGUUAUGAAAGAACUUCAAAAAAGUAUUAUAUUGGCAUUGAUUUAUGUGUAAUGUGUGUCAAUCUGUAUUAUAAGAAAAUAAUAUAACAAAAGGAAAGUGUUCGGGGAAAAUAUGUAGCUUGAGAAUAAACAAAUUUUGUGUUGAGUUUUUGUAACUAUGACUGGCCCCACACCAUCUGAUGGGAGCGCCUUAACUUUGGAAAUUGGACCCAUUGAGACUGUUCAUAGAUGGAAACGAAUGCCUGAAUGUGAUGAAUUUGUUGGAGCAAGGAGGAGUAAACAUACAGUGGUUGCUUAUAAGGAUGCCAUAUAUGUGUUUGGAGGUGACAAUGGAAAGAGUAUGUUGAAUGAUCUAUUAAUAUUUGAUGUGAAGGAAAAAAGUUGGGGUAGAGCUAUAGCACAUGGGAGUCCACCAGCUCCAAGGUAUCAUCAUUCUGCCGUUGUCCACAACACCUCCAUGUACGUGUUUGGAGGUUAUACGGGAGACAUCCACUCCAAUUCAAAUCUCACCAACAAAAAUGAUUUGUUUGAGUACAAGUUCCAUUCCGGCCAGUGGUUAGAAUGGAGGUUCAUGGGGAAGACCCCUGUGCCGAGGUCUGCCCAUGGAGCCGCCAUUUUCGAUGACAAGCUUUGGAUAUUCGCCGGUUACGAUGGCAAUGCCAGAUUGAACGAUAUGUGGACCAUAUCACUCACUGGAGAUGUUAGAAGCUGGGAACAAGUUGAACAGAAUGGAGAGAGUCCACCGACCUGCUGCAAUUUUCCUGUAGCCGUUGCCAGAGAUUGCAUGUUUGUUUUCAGUGGCCAGAGUGGGGCCAAAAUAACAAAUUCUCUAUUCCAGUUUCGAUUUAGAGAUAAAACCUGGACGAGAAUCUCGACAGAACACAUUUUGCGGGCCGCCCCCUCGCCUCCCGCCCGUCGUUACGGCCACGCCAUGGUCGCCUUCGACCGGCACUUGUUCGUGUUCGGCGGGGCGGCCGACUCGACCGUCUCCAACGACCUGCACUGCUUCGACUUGGACGCGCGUCGAUGGGCGGUCGUGCCGCCCGACCCCGAGUCCGUCGUGCCCUCGGGGCGGCUCUUCCACGCCGCCGCUGUCGCCGGGGAUGCGAUGUUCGUGUUCGGCGGGACGGUGGAUAACAACGUGCGCAGCGGCGAGAUGUACAGAUUCCAAUUCUCUAGUUAUCCGAAAUGCACGCUUCACGAUGAUUUUGGAAAACUACUUGAGUCAAGACAGUUCUGCGACGUUCAAUUCAUGGUAGGCUCAGAAGGAGAAAAAAUCACAGCUCACUUGGCUCUGGUCGCUGCAAGGUCUGCUCACCUCAGAAGUAAAAUACGACAAGCCAAAGAAAACAGAGACAAACAUUUGGAAAGAUUAUUCGGUACGGUAAAUGUUCCAUUCACCGACAUUCCUCUGUUGGAAGUUAAACUUCCUGACGCUGAGCCAGAAGCUUUCGAAAUGGUCCUCAACUAUAUUUAUACGGAUUGCAUUGACCCCACUAAGAAAAUACAAAAUGAAGAUGAGGAUCCUUUGUCCAACAGGAUCGUCUUGCGCAUGAUGGACGUCUACCGGCUGGCGGUCGAAUUCAAGAUGGCGCGUUUAGAGCACCUCUGCGUGCAAUACCUGAACGCCACCAUUUGCUUGAAGAACGUGCUGGUCGCUCUGCACAACGCCAACCAUCUGCGGCUGGACUUUAUCAAGGAGCACUGCUUGCGCUUCAUCGUCAAAGAAGGGAACUACAACCAGAUCGUCAUGAGUGCGGAGUUCGAGGCGCUCGAUAGGAGUUUGAUGGUGGAGAUUAUCAGGAGGAAGCAGAUGCCGCAGUAUAAGGCUAAUAGCGAGUGCCAAUUCGAUACGACCGGAUGUUCCCUCGAGCAGGACAUGGCCAUGUUCCUGCGAGUCACCGGAAAGGAAUUCUGUGACAUCGAGUUGAACUUGGACGGUACGCUCAUACCUGCCCACAAAACUAUCCUGGCAGCCAGAUGCAGCUAUUUUGAAGCUAUGUUCAGGUCUUUCAUGCCUGUAGACAGUAAAGUGAAUAUCCAAAUAGGCGAAAUGAUCCCCUCUCGCGAAUCCUUCGACUCCCUCUUGCGCUACAUCUACUACGGUGACGUCAGCAUGCCGCCUGAAGAUUCGCUCUACCUCUUCUCGGCCCCGUUCUUCUACGGCUUCUCCAACAACCGGCUGCAGGCUUUCUGCAAGCAGAACCUCGAGAUGAACGUGACCUUCGAGAACGUGGUACAGAUCCUCGAGGCAGCCGAUCGGAUGCAGGCGACCGACAUGAAGAAGUACGCGCUGGAUUUGAUCGUACACCAUUUCGUCAAGGUGGCGAGGCUGCCGAGAUUGAAGCUGCUGAGCAAAGAGCUCAUCCUCGACAUCUUGGAGGUAUUGGCUGACAGCAUGGAGAGCUCCAGGAGCGACACAUCGAGCGCCAUAUUCGAUCCGUGAUCUUCGAUUGAGUGGGAGAAGAAAGAGAAGAAGGAGGAAGAGGAGGUGGCGUCAGCCGAGGCCGUUUUGACAGUCGGAAGGCUAACGGUGACGUUGUUCGCGGUGAUAUCGGUGAUUAUCGACAACGGAUUGGUCGAGAAACUGUUCGUCAAUAGCGGGAAGGAGAGACAGUUCUAAUGAUAUGACAAUAUUUUCAAGAGUUGGACAUUUCUUAUCGUGAAAGUGGCUGCAGAUGAGCCAAAUGUCAAACAAGAAUGAAAUCGACGCAACUGUCAAAAUUAUUGUAUUUUUAUGAGUUGAUAAACGGCAAAUAUAAUUUAUUAGUG